AUGGGAGAAGUAGCCGACGGGAGUUGUGUUGAAGAAUUAGAUAUUCAUAAUCAAACAAUAUCUAAAAGCGCCCAACAAGACCAUCAACAAGUCGUCACCAUUAAUGAAUCCACCACAGAAACUCAAUGCACAAGGAGUUAUUCCACCGCUAGUUUAGGCAUUAAUGAUGAGGUCGUGUUGAACCCACAACCACAAGACACUUGGCUUCCCAUCACAGAAUCAAGAAAUGGCAACGUGUGUUCUUCUGUGUUCCAUUUAAUUUCUUCAGGAAUCGGAUUCCAAGCUCUGUCACUUCCAAUUGCACUCGCCACACUUGGAUGGACAUGGGGAAUCAUAUCUUUGUCACUAGCAUAUACAUGGCAGCUUUACACGAUAUGGCUUCUAGUCCAACUGGCAGAAUCAGUCCCUGGAACUCGCUACAGCCGAUACCUCCACCUUUCAAUAGCCGCCUUCGGUCCAAAACUAGGAAAGUUGCUUGCUCUAUUUCCUGUGAUGUACCUAUCAGGAGGAUCAUGUGUGAUGCUAAUUAUCACAGCUGGUGGGUACAUGGAGACGUUUUACAAGAUUUUGAGUGGUGAUGAAGCCAUGUCAUUCAGUGGCAUAUUAUGCUUCUUGGUCUUCACUUACAUAGCCAUUACUAUAGCUCAAUUGCCCAACUUGAAUUCUAUAACCAAGGUCUCAAUGCUUGGAGCAAUCACAGGAAUUGCAUCUUCUACUCUAAUUUGGGCCCUGCCCAUCAGCAAGGGGAAACCCAGUGGAGUCUCUUACCAACCCACAGAGAUGGGAGAAUCAGGAAUGGUGAAGUUUGGCGGUAUCUUCAACGCCAUUGGGAUCAUUGUGCUCGCAUUUAGAGGUCAUAAUCUUGUUCUUGAAAUACAGGGAACAUUGCCUUCUAACCAAAACCAUAAAUCGUCUAAGCCAAUGUGGAGAGGUGUAAUAAUUUCAUAUCUAAUAAUAGCAAUGUGCUUAUUCCCGCUUGCUAUAGCUGGAUUUUGGGCUUAUGGAAACCAGAUUCAAACAAAUGGAGGAAUGUUACAAGCAUACUUGCAGGUUCAUGGAGAUAACACCUCAAAAUAUGUGAUGGGUUUGAUAUAUCUUCUAGUUCUGAUAAACUGCCUUACUACAUUCAACAUCUACGCGAUACCAGUUUUCGACAACCUGGAGAUGAGAUACACCCUGGUGAAGAAGAAACGGUGUCCAGAUUGGGUUCGGGUAGGUUUCCGGCUCUUCUUCGGAGGCUUGGCAUUCUUUUUAGCAGUGGCAUUUCCAUUCUUGAAAAGCUUGUCAGCUCUAAUUGGAGGAAUUGCAUUUCCUUUGACGUAUGUUUAUCCAUGUUUCAUGUACAUUUUCAUCAAAAAAACCCGCUCAAAUGGUGCUAUUUGGUGCAUUAAUUUAGGACUUGGUUGCUUAGGAACGAUUUUGAGCGUUUUGUUAGUUGUUGCAGCGCUUUGGAACUUGGCUACCAAAGGCUUAAAUGCCAAUUUCUUUAGGCCUUAG
Molecule: messenger RNA, 1497 nt
Organism: Pistacia vera
Lineage: Eukaryota; Viridiplantae; Streptophyta; Magnoliopsida; Sapindales; Anacardiaceae
Product: lysine histidine transporter-like 8
Exons: 5
Coding region: 1-1497 (498 amino acids)
Cellular component (GO): plasma membrane
Source: RefSeq, a predicted model, not a curated record